AUGAUGAGAUCAAAUGGUCAUAUCAUCCCGAUUAUAUUAAUUCUAACAGUUUAUUGUGCAAAACAACGUGAAUUGUCAGAAGUAUCACGUUUUAAUGCACGGAAAAAAGAAAAUGUUCGAUUUCCUCCACGGAAAAAUGAGAAUAUUCGAUCUAAUCCACGGAAAAAUGCGAAUGUUGGAUUUACUCCACAAAAAAAUGAGAAUAUUCGAUUUACCAAACGGAAAAAUAAAAAUGUAACGAUAGCGAUGACAUUGGCAAGCACGACGACAAUGUUAACAAUGAUGACGACAGCAAUAAACACUACGACAAUGUCAGCGAUGAUGACAGCAACGCGUACUGCGACAAUGUUGACGAUAAUGAAGACAGCGAUGGAUACCAGGACAAUGCCGAUGAAGGCAAUGACAACAAAUACCAUGAUUGGAAAUAUUUCACAGUAUAAUACAACAACACUAUCUUUACUAAGGCAAGUAAAUGGAAUGAAAUCGAAAUCCUCAUAUACUAAAGGAAAAACAACGCAAAUGAUUUUGAUUGUUGGUGCAAUUGCCGGUGCAAUAAUUUGUUUGAUCAUCUUCUCGCUUACAUUUUUCGGUGCUGUCUUUCCUUUAAAAUACCGUAAAUGA
Acanthocheilonema viteae is the source of this 621-nucleotide messenger RNA. The record is from the annotation of a GenBank genome assembly. Lineage: Eukaryota; Metazoa; Nematoda; Chromadorea; Rhabditida; Onchocercidae.